Vicia faba (fava bean) is the source of this 1323-nucleotide messenger RNA. NCBI's taxonomy places the organism in Eukaryota, Viridiplantae, Streptophyta, Magnoliopsida, Fabales, Fabaceae. The record is from the annotation of a GenBank genome assembly.
AUGGCGAGACCUUUUGAGAUGAUAAGCGACAUAAACGACCGUAAGGAGUUGUGGAAGAUUGUUAUUAAAAUGCAUCAUAAAUGGAUGGUAACGACGGCUUCAGAGGAGUAUUUUGAGAUGGUUGUCUUCGACAAACAUGGCCAUGACAUACAUGUAGUUGUUCCAACUGUCUUCAAGCAAACUUUUGACUCAAUAUUGUCGGUUAAUGUGACAUGCACGAUGUCUACCUUUCAAAUUCAACCUAAUGAUUUGAUGUUCAAACAUACAAACCACAAGUUUCUUCUGAAAUUCACGGGUGGUACAACUGUAGGAGAUAUUGGCAAACACAAAAUCUAUGAUAAGAUUAGCAGCUUAACCCCUUUUGCUGAUCUAAUAUCUGGGAAAUGGCAAAGGAAUGUUCUUUGUGAUGGUAUUGGUGUCGUUGACGAGGUAAGCUACACACAAUCGCACAUGGGAGGGAAAAAACCUCAGGUCAACUUGGUGUUGCAUGAUUUGGGAGGCAACAUUUUAAAUUAUACAUUAUGGGAAGCCUAUGUAAUGGAGUUCUUAGAGUACCAACAAAAACAGGUUGAUUCCACCAAACCAAUUGUCAUUAUCCUCAGGUAUGCUAAAGUGAAGGAACAAGGUAAAUUUCCCCCUGCAGUGACAAACACCUACAACGUUACAAAACUACAAAUAAACGAAGAUAUAACUGACAUCAAUGAAUUUAUAAAACGGUACACACCCAAUUACAAGCUUUUAGCAUCAGAACAUGGUUUGUGUUACACAACAUGUCAUCAAUGUCCUCAGGUUGCUAAAGGCAAGAGACCUUCUUUUUUCUACCGGGUUGGACACCAAAGUGAAGCGGAAAUUUGGAGGUAUAAGAUUUUCAUUGAAGUAGUUCAUGAAGGUAACACUGCAAAAUUUGUGUUAUGGGAUCGCGAGGCGGCCGAGCUGUUGGAUACUUCUGCUGCACAAAUGCAAGCAACCAUGAUACAUGUUAGAAUAACCGACCCACUUGAGUUUCCUCUUUCCCUUGAUUCAAUGUUGGGUAAAAAAUUUGCAUUCAAGGUUAAGUGGGACCCGAGAUGGAAAAGCUCAUCCAUUGUCCUGUUUAUUAAGGAUAAUCAUCUCAUUGCUAUGCUUGAAGGACCUAUAGCAAUAAAUCAGGAAGGUGAAAUUACAUCUCCCCAUGUUCCUGAUCCCGCUAACCCUAAAUCUAAUGUGAAGAGGAUGUCUCCAGAUGGUUCUAUCGAUUCUUUUGUCAACCUUAUCGCCGAAGGGGAUCUAUCUUCAACUAAAGUGAAGAAAGUGACCAAACAGGGAAAGAAAACCGCUGUCUGA